AUCAAGGCCAUCUGAGCGAAUACGAUCUUCAUAAAUUUACAGAAAAGUUCCAAAACAAAGGGUCAAAUCAGAAAAAUGAAAGAUCUGAUCAUGAUAACCGUACAGCGAGCAACAAAAAUUUCCAAGGGCUCUUCUUCUACCUCUUCCUCUUCUUUCCAAAUCAUGAAAGAAAAAUGAAAAAAACACCAGGAAGAUCAAAUAUUUAGUCUUUUGUUCAACAGAGGCAGGAGAACUAGGGACAAAACUAAAAGUACUAAAAUCAACAUCUAGAACUCUUACUCUGCAGUUCAUCAAGUUCUUCCAAGACCUUCAUAGUAGUACCAACUUCUUCCAAGAACACUACAUAAUUAUCCUAAAGAACAAAAAUGACGUCCGAAGAGACUAAUGGCCAUCAGCCCGAUGCGGCUGGCGCGAAGCCAGAGAUUCAGCGAGGUGGUUUGAUCAGUGAAAAACAAGCAGCAGUCCAGGUAGAAUGGGCAGAAAAAGACACAAGUGAGGUCAUGCUUUCAGCAGAAACCUGGGAUAGUUUGCAGUUGUCGAAGUACUUGUUGUUUUGAACCUUGAUCACUUUGACUAGCUGAUCUAUUAGAAUUUUUUUUCACUUAAUAGCUAGGCAAACCCAAACAGUUGGACAAGGAACAAGAGCGCUCAUUUUCAUGCAUCAAUCAUGCAUUCUACUAACUUAUUUCCCAACUCUACUACGACUUGAACCUUCUCCUGAAAAUCACUUCUCUUGAACCAAUCACUCUUGCAACCCCACCUCAGGGAACUGAUGGACGGCAUUUACGCCAUGAACUAUGUCCGACCAUCCAAGAUUCAAGCCGCUGCUCUCCCUCUCAUUUGCCCACCGAAGAGCCUGAAUAUGAUCGGGCAAGCCGCCAACGGUAGUGGAAAAACAGCGACGUUUAGUCUAGGAAUGCUAUCCCAGAUCGACCCAGCGCUGAAAGCGCCACAGGCAAUGGUUGUGGCGCCAACAAGAGAACUAGCGAUUCAAACGGAGGAAGUCCUGACAAGUCUGGGCAAGUUCAUGGGAAUCAAAGUUAGAAAAGUAUUGCCGCAAGAGGAGCAUAUGGAAAAGUUAUGGUUCAAGGAUCAACAAUAUUCAUCUAAUUCUUAUUUUUCACUUAUGUAGAUUAUGGAAAGGUUGCCCUACUUCUUAGAUACAAACACAAAAUAAUUGGCCUUACUACUAGUUCUAGUUCGAUCGAUUGUAAUAGUUAUUAAGUGAAUCCUAUGUAAUGCAUAACAAAGACAUCAACUUCAAUCUCCAUCGCAUUACUUUUUCUUCUUCUAAUCUCUGGCAAAUGCGAAGCCCAUGUGGUAGUUGGUACACCGGGAAAGGUCUUCGACUUAGUUAAGAAGCGAAUUCUGAAUGUCGACCGAGUAAAAGUUUUCGUUCUCGAUGAAGCGGAUGUGAUGCUCAAUGAGGAGAAUACGGGAAUGGGCGCACAGGUUGCGGGUGUCCGAAAGUUCCUCCCGAAGAAUAUCCAAGUCUUGUUCUUUUCUGCAACGUACUACUCUUUUGCUUAGAUAUUUUUUUCGAUCAUUUUGGUUGCACCAUUUGCAGGACCAUGACCAUUUGGACCAUUUGAAGAUACAUUCGUCCUCAGUUCUUUCCUGUGAUGAGCUCACCGUAAUCCUUUGCAAGUCCUUGAAGAGUUUCUUCCUUGGAAAACAAAUGAUAUUCGUCAUCACCCCCCACCAGGUUUCCCGAAAAAGUUCUAGACCUCGCGAACAAGACCGUUGGCGCCAAUGCAGCGAAGAUAACAGUCAAGAACGACAAUUUAGUUCCCGAAACUAUCCUCAACUUUCACCAAUUUACCACGUCACCUGCGGAGAAAUUUGAGGCUUUGAAAGAGCUCUACGCACACCUCAAUAUUGGCCAGAGCAUCAUCUUCGUGAAUAGCAGAGACUCAGCCCUAGACGUGAGCACGAAGAUGAAGGCAGAAGGAUACAGUGUGAGCAUGAUCACAGGAGGUGGAAGCGGAGGUAAAGGAAAAGGCAAGGGUGACAAAGGCCACGCUGAAAACUUCGUAGACCCUAAGGAGCGCGACAUAAGAAUGGACGAGUUUAGAAGAGGAAUUACGAAAGUCCUAGUAGCAACAGACGUUUUAGCAAGAGGCAUCGAUGUGCCAGCGGUCACACUAGUCGUCAACUACGAAUUGCCAUUCAACAGAAAUGGGUACUACUUCUACUUGCUUCUAUCCACGAUUUUUGAGAUUGUGAGCUGAUUAUAAGUAGUUCGUUUAUUCUUGGCAGCUUCAAAAGUACUUAGUACUAGCCAAUUUUGUGGACUUCUAUCUACUUCUAGCACCUCCUCUCACUCACACGAAUUUCCAGAAUAAAAACUAGUUACAAAAAAUUAGUAUUAGAAUUAGCCUCAAACUACAAAACAGCCCUGGCGCCAACGGUGAAACUUUUGUCCAGAGGAUAGGGAGGACCGGUCGCUUCGGCAUGAAGGGGUUAGCAGUAUCUCUAGUCGACAACAGAGAAAAGCCACAACUCUUAGACCUCACGAAAGAAUUCAACAUCAAGAAUAUGACCGAUCUGGACGGGGACUACGAACUGCUGGAGGAGCGCCUGAAGCAAAGUAGGAAGGCGAAGGCAGCAGGAGCUGCUGGGGAUGCGCAGCAGGUGCAGUAG
Molecule: messenger RNA, 2643 nt
Organism: Amoebophrya sp. A25
Lineage: Eukaryota; Dinophyceae; Syndiniales; Amoebophryaceae
Source: the annotation of a GenBank genome assembly